Messenger RNA from Fusarium oxysporum Fo47, 750 nucleotides. RefSeq lists its product as uncharacterized. The transcript has 2 exons. Bases 1 to 750 code for a protein of 249 amino acids. The record is from RefSeq and is a predicted model, not a curated record. Lineage: Eukaryota; Fungi; Ascomycota; Sordariomycetes; Hypocreales; Nectriaceae.
AUGGACCUCGAUGUUGAGCUUAAACGUGUAAAUAGGGUUCGAAUAAGCCUGGCAGAAAACCCGACUCUUGCUGCAUCGCAAGAGAGUACCCUUACAACCAUCAUCAACCUCAUUCAGGAGGAUCAUGUACAACGCGAGAAGCAUUCUGAAGCUGCACGGAGUAGACGCAAAUCAGCUCGUGCUUUAUUGUCAACCAUUCACAGAGAUCUCGGGAGCGUGAUUCUCUUUCUUUGCAGCACCGCAUUUUCCAUUUCAAAGCUCUACAAGAUCAAAAGUCACGCCACUCAAUUUAUUUCCAAAUUAAAGACCUGGAAUGAUGGUGUUGAAAUUACGGAUGGCAUCGUUAGCCUUGCUCGCAAAUACUUUACCACUUCUCUACUCGAGCGUCUAGUUUUGACCAUUCCUGCUGUUCUAGUCCCCGACGAUGCCCGUGCCACGCAGAUUAAACGAGGAGCUCAUUUCCCUAGUCAUACAACUAAGCGAUCCCGAACCGAUCCAAAUUCGCUCGAACACGUAGCUAUUCCAAGUUAUCAUGGCGUCAUAGAUCUCGCGAAGCACCAGCCAUUGAACAAAACACCGACCGAUGAUUAUAAUGAUGGCAGCCAUAGUGAGAACAGUGAUAGCACAGAGGGAAGCGAAGACGGUGACGAGAGCGACUCGGGAGAAGUACAGGCUGCGCAGUCUUUGGUAGAUAACCCCGAUGCAACAGUCGAGGAUGAUGGUAACAGCCCAACCUUUACAUACCAUUAA